This is a messenger RNA of Pediculus humanus corporis (human body louse), 189 nucleotides long. RefSeq lists its product as uncharacterized. The coding region runs from base 1 to 189 and encodes 62 amino acids. The record is from RefSeq and is a predicted model, not a curated record. The transcript is spliced from 2 exons. NCBI's taxonomy places the organism in Eukaryota, Metazoa, Arthropoda, Insecta, Psocodea, Pediculidae.
AUGGAAGAUUUAAAAAAAACAAAUUUAAGGGCCUCGAAAAUUUUUCGGGAAAAAUACAUUUUCGCAGCAGAUCCAAAUGUUGUCGUUGUUGUGAUUGUUGCGGUUGUACCCGUAGUAUGUAAUUUAGGGUGUGCCCCUUUACACGUAACCCGGUGUUUAAGAUGGACACAAGAAAUUCAUUGCGGGUGA